Molecule: messenger RNA, 669 nt
Organism: Notechis scutatus (mainland tiger snake)
Lineage: Eukaryota; Metazoa; Chordata; Lepidosauria; Squamata; Elapidae
Source: RefSeq, a predicted model, not a curated record
CCAAGGCGGAGCCGACUUGGAGAGGCGGAGCGCAUCCGAUCGUCCGGCGUCGCCAUGCCCAAAGUGGUCUCUCGUUCCGUGGUCUGUUCCGACACGCGCGACCGGGAGGAAUACGACGAUGGCGAGAAGCCACUGCACGUCUAUUACUGCCUCUGCGGACAGAUGGUGCUGGUCCUGGAUUGCCAACUUGAGAAGCUGCCCAUGAGACCCCGAGAUCGGGCCAGAGUUAUCGAUGCUGUCAAACAUGCCCACAAAUUCUGUAACACGGAAGAAGAGGAAAAUGUUUACCUGCGCAGGCCAGAAGGCAUUGAACGGCAAUACAGGAAAAAAUGUGGAAAGUGCGGCCUACUCCUUUUCUACCAGCACCAGCAGAAGAAUGCCCCUGUGACGUUCAUUGUUGAUGGUGCCGUGGUCAAAUUUGGACAAGGCUUUGGGAAGACUAACAUCUACACCCAGAAGCAGGAACCUCCCAAGAAGGUGAUGAUGACCAAACGGACCAAAGACAUGGGCAAGUUCAGCUCAGUGACGGUCUCCACCAUUGAUGAAGAAGAAGAAGAGAUUGAAGCGCGAGAAAUUGCGGAUUCCUAUGCCCAAAAUGCCAAAGUGAUCGAGAAGCAGCUGGAAAGGAAAGGCAUGAGCAAGAGAAGGCUGCAAGAACUGGUGGAAGCC